AUGUUCACUGAAAAUAGUAAAAUAAGUCCAUUUAUUUUACCACUUAAAAUGUUGCUGCAGAUACACAUAGCAGAACUUCUGGAGAUUCCAACGAUGAGUAAAAAACUCUAUGGUAAAAGUCGAAUCGCACAAUUCGUUCGCAGUCGACAUUUGUCGAAUAAACCAGCCGAUAUGACAGCGGCUGCAAUGAAAUCACUGCAAACGCUGCGCAAUUUUGCAAUCAUAUCAAUGGGUUCGAAGACCAACGAUGAUGAGGACUCGUUACCUGAAGAGCAAUAUCGUGAUUUCAUGGGCUUUCUGGACGAGGAGAGCUACAAAUUCAGACGGAUUCUCAAUAAACAAAAAAUGGAGAAGCCAGCUGCUAAAGAUGCAAAAAAACGUGCAGAAAUGCUACGGGCAGUGAACCCGACUUUAGCUGAGGUAGGCAAUGGUAACAAUACGACCACAACGACCGAUGUGGUGCUAUCGGAUGGAGAGCCGUGUUCGGACAAAGAUGAAAUAAUCGCACGCGGUGAUUUGACCGAACUGAAACGUGUUCGUCAAACUGUAUUUCAAGUAGCCAAAGGUCUCUGGCAACGUUUUCAAAUCUCACAAAUCUUGUUGGACUAUAAAGGCGAUUUCCGAAAUUCUGAAGCAGCAAAAGACUUCUAUCUGAAAGAAGUGGCACGAAGACGUUGGCCGACGGCAAAUCUAGCGCGGUCGUUGAAUGGAGUUCUGGCUCAAUUUAGAGUGAGUGUUUCAUUCUUCAAUCAUAUCACUCAAACGGAAUACUUGAAAUUUCGAUUGGUAAAGAGUUCACUACACCUUCCAUUUUUGACACAUUUCAUACAAUGUCGCUAG
Messenger RNA from Anisakis simplex (herring worm), 840 nucleotides. Lineage: Eukaryota; Metazoa; Nematoda; Chromadorea; Rhabditida; Anisakidae. The record is from the annotation of a GenBank genome assembly.